AUGAGCGACGUGCUGUGGCCCACGCUUCCGACGGAGGUGGUGUUGCCAACGUACUGGGUGCAGGAAGCCGGCGAAGCUAAAGACAGUGUGCUGGAUACGUUCAAGAGCACGCUAACACUUGUGAAGACGUUCCUGCCGGGUCUCAUCGUUCUCAUCAUUGUUGGUGUCAUUGAGGUGGGUGGAGGUGUCUUCCUCUGGCGCCGCCACAAACAGAGGCUUGAGAUGGUGCGCUACGGCAGCGUCAUCUAG
Messenger RNA from Phytophthora nicotianae INRA-310, 249 nucleotides. RefSeq lists its product as hypothetical. The transcript has a single exon. The coding region runs from base 1 to 249 and encodes 82 amino acids. NCBI's taxonomy places the organism in Eukaryota, Oomycota, Peronosporomycetes, Peronosporales, Peronosporaceae. The record is from RefSeq and is a predicted model, not a curated record.